Molecule: messenger RNA, 1142 nt
Organism: Pecten maximus
Lineage: Eukaryota; Metazoa; Mollusca; Bivalvia; Pectinida; Pectinidae
Exons: 2
Coding region: 399-995 (198 amino acids)
Source: RefSeq, a predicted model, not a curated record
GGUACUGUGUGGUCGUCAACAAUUUCAAUGAUUUUGUCAGUUACAGCUGAGAGGGUAUGAGGACCACGGGUUGUUCUAUAAACUGAUUUCUGUUGGUGAUAUGCAGUGCUAAUGGACUAACUACAGCUCGGGUCGAUUCUACACACACAGAAGCGGAAAGGAACGGAGACUGGGGCUGAAAUUAACACAUUGAAAUUGAUUUCUUCCCGAAUAAAUGGAAUCUGUAUAGGCUGCAAUCUUGAAACACUAGAACCUGCAUCAGGGACAGCCAUGCAACACUGACAAGCGGAGGCCAGGUGAACAUUUCUGCAAUUCCGAAAUCUGCCAACGCCCGACAACAACUAGCAAUGGCUGUCCGGAUCUAGAAAUGGCAGACGGUUCUGUGGAUCAGAAUUGACAUGAUGCAGAAAUCAAAACAACGCAGCACAAGUCGAAGAAUCAAAGAUGGUCGCGAAAGUGCUAGCCCGGCACUGGGCUUUGAUAUUACGACUAACGUCAAAUAUGAAUCGAUGAGAAAUCAAGCACGACGUGGACAUCUUUAUCGGCAACAUAAAGAUCUCUCGAGAGAAUGCGACCGACAGAUACGGUCAUACGAAUUGGGUGAAAAACUUCUGGUGCUGGAGUUCAAACUUUACAGAAAGAAAUUCGAAACAAGACUAUCACAACUGAAGAGCAAAUCUGAAACGAAUUCAAAAAUGACGUACAGCUACAAUCAAUGGAAUUCGAAGCAGGAAUCUCCUCGGCAACCAAUCAAACAGAAACUUGUAAAUAACAGUCUGAACCCCGCCCCGACAAAGCAGGGACGGACCACUUUGUUGUUUAGUGUCAUGCACAGGGACGGAGAAGACAUCUACAUUGAAAAUCCAAACGACCGGUUUAUAAACCUUGGUCCGCCAAAGGCUCUUGGUAAAUCACACGACGAUUCACAAAUUGGUUUACGUCGAGCCGAGGUUCCUCGACCCCCACCCCACCUAGUACGAGAACUAACAAUGUAAUGAAUUGACUGAUAAUUGUUAUUGUUAUAUUAAGAUAGCUAAGUAUAUUAGAAUGAUAUAUUUUUAUACAACAGGGUACGCAGCUUUUAUAUCCAAUGGGUUUUCGCCGUUACUUUGUAUCAUGUAGUAUUAAACAUUAUAAUCAAU